Messenger RNA from Arabidopsis arenosa, 1634 nucleotides. The record is from the annotation of a GenBank genome assembly. NCBI's taxonomy places the organism in Eukaryota, Viridiplantae, Streptophyta, Magnoliopsida, Brassicales, Brassicaceae.
AGAAAAUCAAAAGGUAUUGUUUUCUCGUGAGAUUCAAAGUGUUGUUGCAUCCUCUCAAAACUUCACUAAUGGCGACCAAAAAAUCUCCAUCUUUUAUAUUACUUUCAUUGAUGGUGUUUGCUCUUAUCCUUCUGCACAUAAUUUCAGGAUCACAGUUAAUCAGAUUAUGUAAGGAAGGAUGUCCAGAUGCAAGAGAAUGUGACAGAUUUUGCAAAUCCUUAGGAUGUUAUGGCUUUGGACAAGAUUAGAUUUGAGUUAUUGACGGACAAGAGCAAGCUCGAUGGUCAGCCUGAGCUAUUCAUUCAUAUCAUUCCCGACAAGACUAACAACACCUUGACCAUUAUCGAUAGUGGGAUUGGGAUGGCUAAGGCUGAUACGUCAGGAACCAAGGAAUUCAUGGAGGCAUUGGCUGCUAGAGCUGAUGUUAGCAUGAUUGUAUGUGUGGGAGUCUCAGGCCGGUUUUCUUCCGGUUUUGCAUCCUUCAAAGUGCCAGAUUACAACUCUAGCAAGCUAGAAGUCCAAUACUUCCAUGAUCACGCAACAGUUACAGCCGCUGCAGCCUUACAACAAAACCCUCUAAUUGAUGUAACAACCACUUUUGGCUCAUCAACUAUCUCAUUUGGUGCUGAAGCUGGGUAUGACACUACAUCUCGAACUUUCACAAAGUACAACGUCGGAAUCAGUGUCACAAAGCCAGAUCGAUGUGCCUCCAUAAUAUUGGGAGAUAAAGGAGAUUCGAUCAAAGCUUCUUAUCUUUAUCACCUAGAUGAGUCAAAGAGAAGUGCGGCAGUUGGAGAGGUUGUCAGGAAAAUCUCAACGAACGAGAACACAGUAACUGUUGGUGGAUUGUAUGCGGUUGAUCACUUGACGAAUGUUAAAGCUAAGCUGAACAGUAACGGUAAGCUUGGAGCUCUUCUGCAACAUGAGGUCCUUCCAAAAUCAAUAGUGACAAUCUCAGGUGAGAUCGAUACCAAGACAUUAGACAAGUACCCAAGGUUUGGUCUCUCUCUUGCCCUUAAACCUUGAAGAGCUACCCAUACCAAUUGUAUUUGGUUUAACAAUGGAGACUACCCUUUUUAUAUCCUACGACAUAUUUUAGAGUUGAGUUAGUUUUUUGAAUAAUCCUCGGAUAAUCUCUUACUGUCGGAUAAUUCUUUUCCGGGUUUGUUUUUCUUUUGGCUCACGCUUAGUGGAAACAGUUAUAUCAAUCUUUUCUGAGAGAAGUCCUUUUUUUUGUUUGGUUAAGAGAAACAAACCACAUGCUUGCUCAAACAAUUUGUGAAAAUCGAAUUGAUGGAUGGUCGGUUUUCUUCCGGUUUGUAUCAGUUGCAACAGCGUUUGCACCGAGCUGAUCUUCUUCACUUCGAUUUUUGUCUCUAUCAACGACAAUGAAACGAUGGUAUAUUUCAUCUCUCUGUUUUUAGGGUUUCUUUAACUGUAAGCUCAUUAGUGAUAAUGAGAUCAAUUACUUCAAUAUAUUAAUUUGAAUCUAUAAAAAAGAUGAAGGGGAAUUUGAAUCAAUUCCAGUUGCGCAUGUUUCAUCCCGUGUACUCCAGGUGUGUUUUCUCAUCUUUGAGUGUUAUGAAAAGAUUUGUGUGAUGUAUUAUUUUGAUGAUUAAAGCUAAGUUGAAUUA